Messenger RNA from Magallana angulata, 786 nucleotides. RefSeq lists its product as uncharacterized. NCBI's taxonomy places the organism in Eukaryota, Metazoa, Mollusca, Bivalvia, Ostreida, Ostreidae. The record is from RefSeq and is a predicted model, not a curated record.
UUAGGAUUCAUUUUCUUCCUCAGUCAUUAUGUGACCUCACGACAUAUUUUAAAACCAUGUCCCACAAAGAGUUCAAGGUUUGAUUCGACUAUCAAAGCAGCAUCAAUUAAAAAUGAAUAUUUCAUCCAACAUUUGCGGUCCAGACUUAAUAUGUUUCGCAACGCUACAGAAAAACUGAGGGAAAAAUAUAUACCUCCUCAAGGAAGAAGAAUAACCAGUAACCGAAAAAUUGUUUCUUUAAAUUCAACAAAUAUUAUACAGCUGGAUGUAACAUCUCCUUUUUCUUUGGAACAAUUAAAGUUAACAAAUUGUAGCCUUCUGGAUAUCUACAGGAAUCUGACAUUGAUCGCGUCUUUCUUGGACUUGAUGGAAAAAGACGAAGACAAAUACAGCCACGGUGAGCUCUCCAGCUUUAUAGGAGAGGCAAGUCAGGCGUUAUAUCACUUGUGCUUUGAUCUGCACACUAAACUACGCAACGGCCAUUGCCUAAGCGAGGCAAAAUGCAUCGAAAUAGAAAACAUAGACAGAUUUCGUACACCUAACAACCAGUACCGAUUUUAUCGAGAUUUCGUUAUUCUCAACGAAUCCAUAAAAUACGCAGAUCAUAUCCGAAGUCAGUCAAACACACCCACUCCAGUCUAAUGUGUCGCCGUGCUCUUAGUUGUUAUGAACAGAAGUGGGAUAGCAAAAGAUAUGUACCUCAAUGUUAUAUUUAAGGCAUUAUUUUGUAGUUUAGUUCAUGAUAUUUUCAUAAGCAAACUACCACGCAAUUAAACGCCUUCUUGU